AUGGCAUCACAAAAGGAGGAACCAAAGAAUGUUUAUUUCCGUAGUUAUUCCACCCAAGCCAAAAAACUCUAUUUGGAGAAAAAAUAUAUACCAGCCUGUGAGUUGUACAGUCGUUCAUUAGAGAUUUGCCCCACCGACAAACACUGCCUGGUGGCUCGUUCGAAAUGCUUUCUAAGAUUAGGAAAGCCAGCCAAGGCCCUCGCCGAUGCCCAACUCGCUCUGCAACAGGAUGAGAAUUUUGCCGAGGCUGUAUACCAAAAGGCAGAAGCCUAUUACCAGCAAAGUAAUUACGAAGUCGCGCUUCUAGUUCUUUAUCAGGGACUGAAACUACCUGGUCGCUCGGAUAUCUUUUUGAACGGGAUCCACAAAUGCGAGAAUGCGAUCGAGAAAUCAGUCCACUGGUUGGACGAGUUGCCCAUCUAUCGCUCUGAAGAACCGAUGGAGUGUGGCAAGAAGGAAGGUUACGACGAAUCGUCGUCGAGCGAGGGCAUUACAGCCGAACCGAAUUUGCCGAUACCUCACCGGGACAAGUUGCAGAAUUUGCUGGAAGAAAUUUACCAAGACAAGAAAUUUUUGAAGAAGCUUCUCAAGUGUGUCGAAUUUAAGACAGAGAGUGAUUGGCUAUCGAAACUGAUUAUUAUUGAUCGUCUGGUUUAUCUGAACAACCAGGCGAAAUACCUACAGACGCAAAAGCUAGCUUACAGGACGGGCAAGGCUAGCACCCCGCAAAAUAUCAAAGAUGAUCUGGAAGAAAUUCAGGUAACAUUCAACUCAAAACGCUACAAGGAUUGCAUUAAAGAAUGCGUUCGAAUGGCAGGGGAUUAUAAAGAUACCGAUUGGGAAGUUAAGCGUAAGUUUAUCCUCAAACUGUAUUCUUGGAUCGGGGCCAGUAAUAUGGAACUGAAACAAUGGGAAAAGGCAAGGUGCGCAUUUUUGGCGUUACUUUCGAUCGGAGAAUGGUGUAAAGACGUCGAUCUCCGGCUAAAAGCGUUAGGAGCGAUCAGUCUUUGUUAUAAGAAUGAUACUCAGUUGAAGUCUAAGUCUGGUGACAAAGAAGAAGCGGAAAGUGGGGAAAUGUCAGAGAUAGAAGAAAUGGACCUUUAUUAUUAUUUAGGGCAAUGUUACCUGGGAUUGAAUAAUGAGAAGGCUCGCGGUUACGGGAAGAUGUGCUAUGACACGGCUGUAGUUGGGUCAAGUAAGGAGUUCAUGAAGUCCAGUCUCAUGUUAAUGGCCGGUGCAGAUACGAAACUUGGUAACCACAGGGAAGCAGCGGAGUCGCUUAAAGAAUGUGAACAGCUGAUGACAGGAGAUAAUGACGGUCGAAAGGAAUCCGUGGAGAAGGCGCUGGCGGAUGUCUUACCUCUGGUGAAGGACCCAGAUGAGAAAAUUAAAGAAGAACCCAUAAACGAGGCACAACGAGUUGCCGAUGAAGAAAUACCGACUAAAGAACCUGAACCACGAGAUGAUGACUCAGACCAGAAGAAACCAAAACCAAAAACAAAGAAACUAUGCUGUUAA
Acanthosepion pharaonis is the source of this 1518-nucleotide messenger RNA. Lineage: Eukaryota; Metazoa; Mollusca; Cephalopoda; Sepiida; Sepiidae. The record is from the annotation of a GenBank genome assembly.